Molecule: messenger RNA, 2493 nt
Organism: Acanthocheilonema viteae
Lineage: Eukaryota; Metazoa; Nematoda; Chromadorea; Rhabditida; Onchocercidae
Source: the annotation of a GenBank genome assembly
AUGGAAGGUCCAUUAUCAAAGUGGACCAAUGUGGUUCACGGAUGGCAGUACAGAUGGUUUAUUUUAAAGGAUGAUGCACUUCAUUAUUACACAUCUAGGGAGAAAAUGAUGAAAGGACAACAACGUGGUUGCAUACGUCUUCGUGGUGCUGUUAUUGGUAUCGAUGGUGAAAAUAAUUCCUUGUUUACAGUUACUGUUGACGGCAAGACAUUUCACUUACAGGGUCGAGAUGAAGCGGAACGCAAUUGCUGGAUUCGUGCUUUGGAGGCUACCAUCCAUGAGCAGAGUGGUUAUUAUCGUAUAUCUUCACCGAAUUCACCAACAAUGUUGAAGGCAAAAGCUAUUGAAGCGGACAAACACUUGCAGGAUAUGAUCAAUGAGGUUAGAGAACUAGAAGGAUUGUCUACAUCAGCAAAUACUGAAAAAAAUACUGAAAUGAAGAAAACAAUCGAUGAUUUAGUUAAAUCAGCGAAUCGCUUGUUAGAUACGGUAAAGCAUGCUGUAAUAUUGCUGCAAAUGGCUAGGAGUCAUUUAGAGGGUGCUUCACUAUUAGAUUUAAAUGCAGAUGAUGAGGGAUCCGAAAAUUCUCAGGCGAAAGUUAUAGUUUCUCCAUUGUCAUACUCAAGUAGUGAAGAUGAAUUUUUCGAUGCCGAAACUCCAAGUGAUGACAAAUUGUCGCCUAGUGAGGAUAAUUCAAAUGGCAUCGACAAUUCUGGACACAGUAGCAAUCCUGGCAAGAAGAAUUCCCAGUCAAAAAAAAAGUCAAUCCAAGAUCCGGAUUUCGGUGAUGCGAAUGAAGAUUUUGACGCGGCUUAUGAAGAUGCAGAGGAACUCGAUGUUGGUAAUGUGCAGCAGCAGCACGGAUCUGUGCUUAUGCAUCUUCUUUCACAAGUAAGUGUUGGAAUGGAUUUAACCAAAGUGACGUUACCAACAUUUAUUCUCGAACGUCGCUCUCUUCUGGAAAUGUAUGCAGAUUUCUUUGCACAUCCUGACACUUUCGUCGGUUGCACCGACAUCUCAUCACCGGAAGAACGCUUCAUUUCUGUGGUUCGGUACUAUAUGGGUGCUUUUUAUGCCGCUCGCAAAAGUGGAGUGGCUAAAAAACCGUAUAAUCCUAUUCUUGGAGAAACGUUUCGCUGUCGAUGGAAAAUACCUGGUAUGAAAAGAACUAAACAGCUCACUAAGCGUGGUCCUUUUCCUGGUUCUGAUGAAAAUGAUUUAACAUUUGUCGCAGAGCAGGUCAGCCAUCAUCCGCCUGUGUCGGCUUUUUAUGCCGAACAUCCUGGUAAACGGGUUUCAUUUGCAGCACAUAUCUGGACGAAGUCCUCGUUCUUGGGUCUUUCUAUUGGAGUUAGUAACAUUGGUUGGGGAACAAUGAAGCUACACGAUUACGGUGAAGAGUAUGUUUUAACAUUCCCAAAUGGCUAUGGGCGUUCAAUUAUGAGCACUCCAUGGAUUGAACUCGGUGGGAAAGUCACAGUUAAUUGCGUUAAAACGGGAUAUUCAGCUGAGAUUGAUUUUCUAACAAAACCUUUUUUUGGUGGAAAAGCACAUCGUAUAAAUGGAAAUAUUUAUCGUUUGGGUUUUAAAAAACCUAUUCUUAUAAUAAAAGGGGAAUGGAAUGGUGUGAUAACUGCGAAACCUCUGAAUGGUUGCGAAUAUUUAUUUAUUGAUGUUAAGCAUUAUCCUGAGGAAUGCGAACCUGUAGCAAAACAAGGUGAUAGGGAAUCACGUCGUUUAUGGCGACAUGUUACAGUCGCUUUGCAAAAAAAUAAUAUACAACUUGCGACUAAUGCAAAGAGAUGGAUUGAACAGAGGCAGCGAGAGGAAGCUAAAAAACGACAGGAUCAACGAAUCGUUUAUCAUCCGGUUUUGUUUGUUAAAGAAGGUGAAGGCUGGAGGUCGGCAAGUAUGUGCUCUCACCAAACUGAAUUCAUUGUUGCAAAACGUGUGGUUGGUUUCAUGAGUAUUGUGAUGGAUGGAUGUAUUUUCGUGUGGGUAGGCAGCAGAAAUCGCUUAGAUAACUUAAAUUUUGCGCAAAAUUUCCGCGGAAUGAAUCUGAUCGAAUCACCAAAACAAAAUUAUUUAACAGAUAGCUUUGCUGUAAAACUUAAUAAGCUAUUUCCCAACAAACAGGUUUUCUUCUCAAGUGAUCUUUGCAUUGCGGAUGCAUCAUUUUGGGCUGAAUUAUUGCAGAUGCUGCGGGUACUUCGCGGUCGUGACAUUAUGCAAGUAUUUCGCAGUCAACAACGUUUUUGUAAAGUUAAAGGUGUUGUAAAUGAGAAAGAGAUUGAGAUUAAGAAGGGGACACCACAAAGCAAACUGGAUGAUGAGAUUGAAAUAGAAAAAGAAAAUAAAUCUUACGAAGAUCCAUAUCUUCCAAAACAUCCCGGAGGCGUCAAUCCGAUAACCGGGGAAAUUGGUGGGCCAGCUGGACCGGAACCGACGCGCUUCGGCGAUUGGGAACGGAAAGGACGUUGCAUUGAUUUCUAG